Messenger RNA from Trichoderma gamsii, 1806 nucleotides. RefSeq lists its product as hypothetical. The record is from RefSeq and is a predicted model, not a curated record. The transcript has a single exon. NCBI's taxonomy places the organism in Eukaryota, Fungi, Ascomycota, Sordariomycetes, Hypocreales, Hypocreaceae. Bases 1 to 1806 code for a protein of 601 amino acids.
AUGGAGUCUGCCCUCGAUAGGGAUACCGCCAUUUACCUGCUCGAUCAUGAUGGAGGCCCGGCUGACGCGGCUGACUUUUUCGGAGAGUUCCUGAAUUUGGACGGAGACGAGGCCCCUGAAACUCCCAUCGAUACUGGCCGCAACGGCAAUCCGGAUGCGUUCUUCACCAACCCUGCAGCGAUGCUCACUACCUCUUCAGUUGUCUCGUCCGCAGAUGAACGCGAUUAUUUUGCCACAAGCUCUCGCCUGGGGAAUGCUUCAUCUGCGGCAAGCCAUGGAAAUGAAAAUAGAAAUAAUACGGCUGAGCUUGCUUUCGGUGAUGCCUCCGAUCCGGCUAGGGGCGGAACUGCUCAUGCACUUGGAUAUCUUGGCCGCAGGUCUAUGUCGGAUAAUGACCUACAUCGCCUUGAAGACAUCUCCCUUCGCUCGCCGCAAAAUAAUGUUUCCUCUGUUCCACCUACAUCGUCUUCCACGCCGCCGAAUACUACUGGGAGGUCAAAGCAGUUCGUUGCGGCAUUAUCAUCCGGUUUCCGCAAAGCAACUAAUACUUUGGGACGGAGGAACAGAAAGGAGCAGCAACAGCAACAGGAGCGGCAGCAGCUCUCUCUUCAGAGGCCAGCAUCUCCUACACUUGAGCAUCCUCCCAUGGCCAUCCACCCUCGCCCGCAACGAAUGCACUCCAUUACUCACACCAGCACGGGGAGCGUCUCACACGAGAGUCCAUCGCCCCUGGCAUAUAACCCUAGCCCAUCGGCCUUUGCUACCAGCUUCCCUGAUCACCCGUUUGCUGAGCAGCCGAGAGCAUAUCCUUCAUAUCCUUCUCCAAAUAUACAAUAUUUCAAUGAUGGCGGCAUGGGUCCUACGGCAGUCCAUGGUUCCACCCGUCGCAUUAAGAGCGAGCAGCAGCUGUAUCAGGGGUCUCCAAGCAUGAUAUCAUCCACAGCCACCGUCGAUGCCGCUUCACAGAUGCCACAGCAGCAGCAGCAACAACAACACCAGCAAGGCGGAUGGCAGCACCCAUUGACGACUCCAACAGCGCCAGAGCCAUGGGGCGGCUCAGAGUACGUGACGAGCCAAGACCCGCGCUGGUGGGACUUCAGCAUGAACGCCAGCGUGAACCAAGCAAUGCAUUCUCAGCAUGGCGAGCUGCCCUACGAAUAUGGACCCUUGCCAGACACAAGUGCAACCGGUCUCAUGAUUCACAUGCCUCAGCUUCACCCAUCUCAACAAGGGGCUGUCAACGACAUUGCCCUGACCGCGCAGACAUACAUACCCCCGCCACCCCCUAUCCCGGCGACAGAGCGCAACAAUCGGCCUCCGCGAGCACCAUCCUCUGGGACUCGACAUCGCAACGUGUCUUCCUCUCCUAUGCGCAGAACUCGGCGCCCCUCCGCGUCCGCCUCCCCCACGCAAGUGCACUCCCAGAUGCGCAACCAGUCCCGACACAGCUCUACAGGGUCCAUCUCCUCUGUCCGCAGCGCCUCUGGCCGGGCACCCGGGUCCGCGCCCAACACACCGGGAGGGGUCCGCAAGCGCCGAUCGAGAGACGUGUUAGGGGGUAACAUUGGUGGCGGGAUAAAUUUGGGCGGUGGGGGCGGCGAUGAGCUGGGCUUUGUCAACUUUACGCCUAAUGAUGGUAACGUUCUCAUGACCGGCGUGGCACCAAGUGGCAGCUCAAAAACGAAAGCUCGGAGGGAGAAGGAGGCCCAGGAUAAGAGAAGGAAACUCAGUGAGGCGGCGAUGAAGGCCGUAGCUGCGGCGGGAGGGGAUGUGGACAAGCUUCUAGGAGAGGGCUUUGAGUUUUAG